GUGGUCACGUAACUGCGGAAGAGACGGACGGCCUUCCGGUCCGCGUGCGUUGAGGGAUCAAGGUGUCUUCUUCGCCUGUUGCUUCGGGAGCCAAAAAAUGCCGGGCCUGGCAGCCGCAAGCCCCGGCCAGACUGAGUCACAGGAAAAGAAGCCGCUGAAGCCUUGCUGCGCCUGCCCCGAGACCAAAAAGGCUCGCGAUGCGUGUAUCAUCGAGAAAGGAGAAGAACACUGUGGACAUCUAAUUGAGGCCCACAAGGAAUGCAUGAGAGCCCUAGGAUUUAAGAUAUAAAACGGUG
Molecule: messenger RNA, 296 nt
Organism: Suncus etruscus (white-toothed pygmy shrew)
Lineage: Eukaryota; Metazoa; Chordata; Mammalia; Eulipotyphla; Soricidae
Product: cytochrome c oxidase copper chaperone
Exons: 2
Coding region: 98-289 (63 amino acids)
Biological process (GO): mitochondrial respiratory chain complex IV assembly
Cellular component (GO): mitochondrial intermembrane space
Molecular function (GO): copper ion binding; copper chaperone activity
Source: RefSeq, a predicted model, not a curated record